CGAAUAUGGCGCUCUGCAGCUGCUGCACUGACCACGGUUACCUCUUCCAACCAUGAUCCUAUUUUCCUCACGUUGAUGUUUGCCGCCGUUCAUGGGUUGCGGUAAUCGUUCACCGGGUUCAACCCCGUCCCCUUAUCUCCUUCGACCUAAGUUAGCAUAGGGAUGUGAAUUUCAGGCCAACAAUGUCUGUGUCAGAAAAGUCCUCUGCAGCUCCAAAUCCAGUUGAGCAGUUUGUUCUGUUGGCGAAAGGAGCUAAAGGAGCUGCCGCGGUGGAACUCGUCAAACAGGCAAUUGAGGCUCCAGGGGUUUAUGUCUUCGGUGAGCUCCUCGACAUGCCCAAUAUUAAGGAGCUGGCUCAAGGCCCACAUAAUGGAUCAUGGGAACUGCUGAAUCUGUUUGCUUAUGGAACUUAUAAGGACUACAGGGCCAAUCAAGAUUCUCUCCCUCCAGUCACUCCAACUAUGCUGCAGAAAUUAUGUCACCUUACAAUUGUUUCUCUAGCUACCAAGUCAAAGGUACUGCCCUAUGAAAUGCUCUUGGAGGAACUGGAGAUGAAGAACCUUCGGGAACUUGAAGAUGUCAUAAUUGAAGCAAUAUAUGCAGAUGUCAUUAAUGGAAAGUUGGAUCAGCGGAAUCACCAGCUGGAAAUCCAUCGUGCUAUUGGCAGAGACAUUCGCCCUGAGGACAUCAAGGAGAUUGCCUCCACUCUCCAGGACUGGUGUGAAACAUGCGAGAACAUGCUUUAUAAUGUUGACAGCAUGAUUUCCAUGGCCAACCAGGAGCGGGAAAAGCACAUUAAACAUCGCAACUUUGUUGAAACACAGAUUCAGAAUCUGAAGAAGACAAUGAAGACUCAACGGGAAGAUAGUGGUGAGAAUGGGGUGACGGACACUGUGACCCCUGGUGAGAAAAAGAAGCCUUCCAGCUCUACUGGGUCCAGUAUGUCCAAUUUCAAGAGCAAGAUGGUUCGGGGCAGCAAUCGGCUCUUCAACAAGUGAUGCUCUCCAGUCAAGUGGAUUGAGUUGUCAUUGUGUGUGUUUUUACCACAUGCCUUCUUCACAAUGGUGGUUUCAUCUCUUUCAUGAACUAGUAUCCUCCAUCAUGUGAUCACUUGGCUUUCAGGAAUAAAGUUGAGCUGUAGGUGAUCCUGUCA
Darwinula stevensoni is the source of this 1153-nucleotide messenger RNA. Lineage: Eukaryota; Metazoa; Arthropoda; Ostracoda; Podocopida; Darwinulidae. The record is from the annotation of a GenBank genome assembly.